ACACUCAAGCCAUUUAAGGACUAAGAAUUGCUGCAUUGAACUAUGGAAGAAAAUUAACAAAAGUUAUGGAGAACUCAACCCAAGUCAAGUUCUUUUAUCUUUUUGGCUUACAAGAGACAUUUAACAACAAAUCGGUCUAUUUUACCUUGUCUCUUAUCACAUACCUUCUCAUCAUCACUGUGAAUCUGACUCUGAUCAUAACAAUAAUUCAGGAGAAAGGCCUCCAUGAGCCCAUGUAUAUCUUUCUGUGUAGUCUAUGUAUCAAUGGAUUGUAUGGAACUGCUGGUUUCUACCCCAAGUUCUUACUGGACCUUCAGUCAGAUGUUCAGGUGAUAUCUUAUGGUGGAUGUUUCACUCAAACCUAUGUCAUAUACACAUCUGUCAUGUGUGAAAUGUCUACUCUAACGGUGAUGUCUUACGACAGGUAUGUGGCAAUAUGCAGACCACUACUAUAUCACACCAUUGUGACAUCUUUAACUGUUAGAAAGUUACUCUUAUUUUCUUGGUGUUAUCCUUUAUUUAUAGGACUCAUAGCAGUUAGUUUAGCCGUCGGAGUUCCUUUGUGUGGAUCUCGCAUUGACAAGAUCUUCUGUGACAUUCCAUCUAUACUGAAACAUGCAUGUUUACCCAUUACCAUCAAUCAGAUUUGGAGCAAAUGCCUCGUAUUGGUUCAUGUUUUACAGUUACUUUACAUUGUAUUUUCUUACGGUCAGAUUGUAAGGACUUGUGUAAAGUCAGCUAAGGGAAGGAUUAAGUUCACACAGACAUGUGUGCCACAUUUAUUAACAAUUGUUAUUUUCAUCACAGUGACCCUGUUUGACAAUUUGCAAGGGUGGAAUAAUGUAAAUAUUACACUAAAUAUGCGUAAUGCAAUGGCCGUACAAUUCCUUAUUAUACCACCUGUCUUUAACCCUGUCAUAUAUGGACUUAACCUCAAGCAGAUUCGACGGGCAGUUCUUAUAAAGUGUAAUGCACAUAAAAUUAUUGAUAUAAGAUGUUAGUUACAUGAUUUUACACAAC
Molecule: messenger RNA, 1020 nt
Organism: Oncorhynchus gorbuscha (pink salmon)
Lineage: Eukaryota; Metazoa; Chordata; Actinopteri; Salmoniformes; Salmonidae
Product: olfactory receptor 1D2-like
Exons: 1
Coding region: 66-1001 (311 amino acids)
Biological process (GO): G protein-coupled receptor signaling pathway
Cellular component (GO): membrane
Molecular function (GO): G protein-coupled receptor activity; olfactory receptor activity
Source: RefSeq, a predicted model, not a curated record